Messenger RNA from Arabidopsis lyrata subsp. lyrata, 2527 nucleotides. RefSeq lists its product as uncharacterized. The coding region runs from base 1356 to 2072 and encodes 238 amino acids. The transcript is spliced from 2 exons. The record is from RefSeq and is a predicted model, not a curated record. Lineage: Eukaryota; Viridiplantae; Streptophyta; Magnoliopsida; Brassicales; Brassicaceae.
GUUUACAUACAUACUAAAGUUUUUUCACGUUAAUAAUAUUACACUAGAUAUGAUAUUUGACCAUAUCCAAAGAUCGAAUAAUUAGCAACACAAAAGAAUAUGAAUAUUGUAAUAACAAAAAUAAUUAUAUAUAUCCAUAACUUUGAACCUAGAUAUGAUCUACACCAUGGAGGCAUGGAUAAUCGAUGCUGACCAAAAAGAAGAAUAAUCUAGUGAUCGUAGAUUUGAUAGUACUGACUAUAAUAUUAAAAACCGGACGAUAGGUAUUUCUUUCUCCCGGCUAUGGAUCUAGCGAUGUUUAUAUCAUCCACUGAAAAUGAAAAGAAAUUGAGCUGUUUAUUUUGUAAUUUUCACGUGACAUUUGUGAACGAGAAUGUGAGUAGUGAGAGCAUUUCUUUUUUUUUUCCACGGGUAGUGAUCGAUUUAAUAAUUGAAAAAGGGAUUCCAUAUCAACUUUUCUCAACAUUUUGGUGGGAAAAGUUUGGUUACUUGCCUCUUUUGCUGACCAUGGAAUCCACUUAGCAUUGACUCUAUGCUUCUUUGAUUUAUAUACACAAAAACGAAAAGAAAAACGGUGUUUGAAGAAGCAUUCGUUCCCGCUCUUUUCGGUGCUACUUGAUUUUUCUUGUAUAAAGACAAGAUAUGUAAUUGCACAUCCCAAGAAAACCGAAGAAGAAAACAAAAUACUUUUAAAGAGUUGCGAGAGACUAUAAUGUGAGUGAGUGAGACCAAAGUCAGUAAACUACGAUAUUGGUCUAAGGUCUUCUCUUCCACCAAAUACUUACGGCAAAAGAAGGAAAAAAGAAAAAGAAAAAGGCAAAAACUACAGAAAUAAAUAUUAAAAAAGAUACACCCACUUCAAAAAAUGAAAUAUCGUUUAAUGUACAAGAAUUAUACAUGAAACAAAGUAUAAGAAUGAUUUGCAAAAAGACCUGAACUAUAGUUAUUUCCUACUGUUUAUAAAAUUAUAUUUUGACAUUGUAAGUUAACAUUGCCCUUCAUUUUUUUUUAGAUCUUUUUGUUAUAUAAAUAAUUUUCUUAAUAGUUUUGCGCGUUGUAAAUGAUAAAGUGGGGUUAGUUGAAAUAAUGUAGCAAGAUAUGAUAAAAUCAUGUGGCAUCAUUUUAUAUUUCUUUAAUUCCUUUUAGUUAUUUGAUAAAAUUAUUGAAAACUCGAAAGAGAGCUACCUGAAAAAGCUCCAUCUGCUUUAAACAGUACUCCACUAUAAGGUUUACUAAUAUAUAACUCCUUCCCUCCCUAAUCCCUCAAGCUAAAACCCAUUCUCUUUCUCUCACACACACGAACAGUUUAUAUUAGAGAAUCAAAAGAUCUUAUAAGCUCUAUUUAGUUGAAUUCUAUGGAUAACCAAAGCAAUGCUCUUCUUGGAUGGUCUUACUACUCCCACGCAAAGACAACAGAAGAAAUAAGACAGUCUCUACUGUACACAACACUAGAGCUCGACCAAACAAAGAUGUUUGCUUAUGAAGAGAUAAGGAAAAGAGAUGAGCAAUUGAUCCAUCUCAAAGACAUCAUAACCAAAACCAUCAAAGAAAGAGAUGAAGCUCUCGAGAAAUGUCAGCGUCUUAUGUUCGAUAACCACUCGCUACAGCAACAAAAGCAUAUGACUCCUCCUUUAUCUGGAGCUUCAAGCAUUGAAGACGAGCAAGUGCAGCCUCAACAACUAGGAUCCAACAAGAGCUUCUCAUCAUCUGAUUGCGAGGAGAGCAUUAUGUCACCCACUGAUCAUGUCAUGAAUCCACCACCAUCUCAGCUUGAAGAAGUGUCAGGAACUGAGAUUACUAUGGAUCCAUUGUUUCCAGACAAACCAUUGCCUGAAAAGGGUAAGCUUUUACAGGCUGUUAUUAAGGCAGGGCCUUUACUUCAAACACUGCUCUUAGCCGGUCCAUUACCUCAAUGGCGCCAUCCGCCACCGCCUCUCAAGAGCUUCGAGAUCCCUCCAGUCACAGUCCAAUGCCCCAUUGUCAACAAUGGGUGUGGGAAAUUCAACAGGAAAAGAGUCUUCUCAGAUGGAUCCUAUUCAGAAGCUAAGUAUCAGAAAGUUCUUCUCCAUUGACCGGGAAAUCGAAACAAUUCUGGCAACUGAUCUUUCUUCUUACUCAAGUAGUACUAAUAGUCAUCAAAUAUACCAUUACAUAGGUCAAUUUCAUGAUUAAUCUCACUUUGGGUUCAAGUGAGACUGAUCUUUUUGUACAUUAGGUUUUGCUCCAUUGUGGGAGACAGAGUCUGAUCCAUUUAGGGUUUAGAUUUAGAGUUAUGAGAAAGUAAGAAAGAAAAAAAAACUCCCCUGGUUUAACUCUUAAAUCAAUGGAGAGUUAAUACUAAGUGAGAGAGUUUGCUAGUUUACUUCUUUCUCUACUAGUAUGUUUGGUUUCUUUCUUUUUUUGUGUUGUUGUUGUUGUUGUUGGGUUUUGUAUCUCAAACCCAAAAACCCAAUUUGACAUUUAUGUUUUGGCUCCAUGAUUGUGAAACUAAAAUUAGGGGUUUCUAUGAUUUUUCCCUCUACCAUUA